CGUGCCUGGCCAUGCAGUCGUGGUGAACAAGGAGUACAGGAGGGGACUGAGCAUGCACCCCUGUGGAGCUCCAGUGUUGAGGAUCAGCGUGGCAGAUUGUCUUUUUGUCUCAUUGUCUUGAGUUUUGGGAGCAUCAUAUCUCCUUUCCACAUGAUCUUCUCUCCCUUUGGCAUUGACCCCAUCCUCGUUGUUUGGUUCUUCUAGGAUCUCCGAUUCUUGCUCCAUGUUCUCAUACUGACUACCUUCUGUAUCCUGAAAACGGGGAUGAAACGCAUAGACCUGUUCUGUCAGGGAUUUUUGUCUGAGGUCUUGGGUGCUUGCAACUGGGUUAACUCCUUGGGACCAGAUGGCUUCCUCCUCAUCAGUCUGCUGAAGUUUCAUCCCCAUCUCCACGUUCUGUGUUUGACGUUCUUUUUCAAGCAGGCUGUUUCCUCUCUUCCAAGGUCUCAUGUGCCACAGGUAGGUCAUUCAUUAACAUCAACAUAUUGUGAUGGAGCACUCUGAUGCCCUUGGCACCAUUCUCCUUUUCCACCUUGUAGACUGGUCCUUCCCAAUUUUCUCUACCACCCUGCCUCCCAGUAGGCCUGCAAUUUGCCCGGUCCUCCUCUCUCUGACAUAUUCUUCACCAAGAUUCUGUCUCCAGGUUGGAGGGCCACUGCCUUUGCACCAUGGUCGUAGUGUCUUGUGCUUUUAGCAGAGGACUUUUGACUGUUUUCAGAUGCAACUCGGUAAGCUUCCUACCUUUUGGUGGCCCAGUUCUGAGCAUAGACUGGGUGUGACACCUGUUCAUCAGUCUGAUUGAGGCCAAACAACCGGUCAAUGGGCAGUCGAGGUGGCUGGCCAAAGAGAAGGAAGUGUGGUGACAAGCCUGUUGCUUCGUUACGAGUGCAGUUGUUUUCAUGUACGAUAUGAGGUAAGUGGUCUUUCCAUUGUGAUUCAUUUUCUUCAGUAAGAGUGCGAAGCAUCUGUAGCAGCGUACGAUUAAUCUUUUCCACUAGGUUUCCCUGAGGAGGAUCUAGCGUUGUGCGGGAGUGGCCGACCCCUGCCAGCUCCUGAAGUCUUCCAAAGAGUUUGUUUUCAAAUUCCCAGCCUUGAUCGCCUCUUGAGGAUAUCCGGUUUUCUCUGCUGCUGUCUUUGCAGACUUGUUGCGGGUGGCGUAGGUCUGUGUAAACCUUGUGAAAUUAUCGACUGAUACUAAAAUGUAUUCAUACCCCCCCUCCCCUCCCCCCCCCCCCCCCCCCACACACACACACACACACGUAGAACAGUAUUUUGAGACCAACUCAAAGGGAGCAAUUGAUGUGAGCUUGCCCAUUGGAGCUUUCCGUGGCACAUUUGGUAUUUUUUUGCUUGAUGCAACUACAGUUCUUUGUGACAUAGUCCUCAACUUCUUGUUGAAUAAAUGGCCAAUAAAAUUGCUCUCUCGCCAGGUGAGUAACCUUAUCUGCACUCACAUGCCCCAUGUCAUUAUGUAGGUGUUUCAACACAGUGGCCUUGAAUGUUCUUCAACGUGAUGUUCUUGUCUUCUUGUGAUGACUAACCAACCUUUCUGUCAAGGAUUCCAUUCUUAGUCUGCAGUUUGGUACACUCAUGCAGCAAGCGUUUGGCUCUCACACACAGUUGCCUUUUCUCUGUGUCUUUUGGUUGUCGCCUCUUUAACAUAGCCAUCUCAAGGCAACUCCAAUAUAAAAUGUUUUUUCUGAAAUUUGCCGGGAUGUCACAUGUCCUACUUAUGAGGAACACUUGUAACAACUUAAGCACUACAAAACUUAUAUUCGAUCAAAUAAACCUCAUGUAGAAAAAAAGCCAUUAAUUGACCUCCAUACAAUUUUUUAUUUUAAAAUUUAACCUUUAUUUAACUAAUUCUUAUUUACAAUGACGGCCUACCCCGGCCAAACCCAGACGACGCUGGGCCAAUUGUGCACCACCCUAUGGGACUCCCAAGCACAGCCGGAUGUGAUGCAGCCUGGACUCAAACCGAAGCCUAUACAUCCUGAGUGGAUAAUGUAUUGCCGGCUGCGUAAAAUGCAUUUGGAUGGUCUUUCUUUAAGAGGAAAGCAGGGAAAAGAGCAGACUCUGUUUAAAAGAAGAGUGGUUUAAAAAGAAAAGGAUCGAACACAGACCCCUGUAAAACUCAUUGCCUUCCAUAGGCUACUGUGGCUAAACCAAUCGCAGGACAGGCUCACUGUGUUUAACAGUGUCUGUCUGUACACUGGAAGGGCCUUCAUGCCUACAUCAACCAUGCAGUGAGGGUGAGCUGGCAGUGUGCCCCCUCUCUCCAUGCUGGCUUUGGGCCUAGAGCAGGGGAGAGGUGGAGGGGAAGUUGGAUCCCCCUCAGAAUCACUCCUGUUUCAGUACGACUUCAACUGCAAUACCAGUCCAAACCAUUUAUAGAGCCUUUGCAAUCUCUUACAACAGACACUACAAACAUUUUCCAAUUAGACAGGAUGAUCCACAACAAUGGUGAACUGAAUGUGGGUGUUGUGUUGGAAGUUAAGUUGACCAAACACCUACCUCUGUCAGUGGAUGACCAUGGAGAGAGCCUGCCCCCAGGGAAUUUCUAUACCUCAAGGGGCUUCUGGCGGAGGCUGGAGGGAGACGAGUUGUUCUGGGAAAUACCUCAGCAGAGCCUCAGAGUCAUCUAUCUCCCUCACCUUUGACCAUGUCCAGCUGAACACCUGACCAGAGACAACACAUAUGAGGAUGUCAAGCUGUCUCCUACUAUGUGUCUCCCCAUUGUGCAUCCCCGACCCUGGACCAUGGCACAGAGACAGAACCCUCUCACCCCAAACUUCCUCCCAAGCCUCUCACGUUGCGGGUGGAGAGGAAGGACUCACUGGCAGCGACACAAUCCUCACCUACAGAAGCCCCCCCUAGACCUGCCUUACCAAAGCGACCCACAACCAUCCAUAAAACACACAGACUGCCUCAGUAUGUCAACAAGAUUCAUGUGAUCUUCGACACCAAGCGAGUGAAGAGCCAGGGAGGUUCAGCGCGUGAGGAGACCAGUGGAACUGAGACCAGUGGAACUGAAACUGAACCCAGAGGACAACACUAAAGGAGGGUCCAGGCGCUCGGUCUAUGUCCAGUCCACGCUGAAGCGGAGGCCAGUCUACCACUCCCUGGAGAGGGACCUGAUCCAGCUCCAGCAACAGCAGCUCUUUCAGUUCUUUGUGGUGGUGUCACUCCGGAAGAGUUCCCCGGGAAACACCUACACCCCUGAGAUCACGCAACAGUUUCCCAACAAGUCUUCUCGUCACUCCCGUGAAGCCGACGACCGGCUGAAGGCCAUUCCCAUGUUCUGCUUCCCAGACUCUCAGGACUGGCGGCCUUCUGGACACCUGCACAGUGAAACCUUCCCUUUUGUCUUGACGGGAGAGGAUGGCAGCCGGUGCUUUUGUUACUGUCGUAAGAUCCUGCCAAGAGGAAAGGGGAAAAGACUGCCUGAAGUUCACUGCAUUGUAAGCAGGCUGGGCUGCUUCAACCUGUUUGCUAAGAUCUUGGAGGAGGUAGAGAGGCGCAGGGAGAUCUGUCCAGCCCUGGUGUCCCCCUUCAUGCGUAGCGUCUUGGAGGCUCCUUUUCCCGCCUCUGGACGCACCAUCACACUCAGGAGCUUCCUCCCAGGCUCAGGAAAUGAGGUGCUGAUGCUGUUCCGGCCGGUAGACUCAAGGCUGGAGCAUGUGGACUUUGAGAGCCUGCUGCAGUGCCUGAGCGUUGGGAGACCCCUACAGGUAUUUGCCUCUCUGCUACUGGAGAGGAGGGUCAUCUUUAUUGCUGACAAACUCAGUGUGCUGUCUCGUUGUGGCCAUGCCGCGCUGGCGCUGCUCUACCCGUUCACCUGGCAGCAUACAUUUGUGCCUGUGCUGCCCGCUAGCAUGCUAGACAUCAGCUGCUCUCCCACUCCCUUCCUCAUGGGGGCGCUGGCGCCCUGCCUUUCCAAACUUCUGGAGCUGCCCAUAGAGGAGGGAUGAAAUUCCUACCGAAGAAUUGACAAUGUCAGCGGUCUGGUUGAAAAUGCUUCUGUAGGAGAAGAUGAGGAUCUUCCGCGGGAUUGGCCAAGACGUGUGCAAAUGAUGUCACGGAUAUAGAUAUGUACUUGAAUCGAUCAGAACAUAACGGUGUUUGGCACAUAGGCCGACAGUCUUAGAUAUAGGGCUCGGGUUGAGACAGGACCAUACU
Molecule: messenger RNA, 4179 nt
Organism: Oncorhynchus mykiss (rainbow trout)
Lineage: Eukaryota; Metazoa; Chordata; Actinopteri; Salmoniformes; Salmonidae
Source: RefSeq, a predicted model, not a curated record